AGGUAGAGCGCUAUUGCCGGACUUUGUUAAAUAUGUUACGUAUUGAGGCCUCCAAUGAAAACAGUCAAUGGUCAGAGUCUCUUUGGCGAUUGCAACUUACUUUGAAUUGCACUAAACACAAAACUACGCAAACUUCACCCCUUCAAUUACUUGUGGGUAUAGAGGGCGCAACCCCUAUAAUCAGGUCCGUUAUUCGUGACAUUGCUAUUGAAGACACGCAUCCAAAUCGAGAGGCAAUACGCGAACUUCAACGCCAGCGGGCUUCCGACCUACUGGAGCAAAACAGACAAACACAGGACUUACGUGUAAAUAGCGGUCGCAAGAUCACCCGAUCGUUUAAUGUCAAUGAUAUGGUUUUCGUUAAUAAACAUUCGCAGAUGACAGGCAAGCUGGACUCUGGGAUGCGAGGCCCGUAUAGAGUUACUAAGGUCCUGCCCCACGGCCGUUACGAAUUACGUUUGUUGGGUAACUCGUAUGGCAAAACUACGCAGGCAGCCGUUGAGCACAUGGUUGCCUGGCGAGGGGAGUGGACACCAGAGUCAUGUGCUUCAUUUUUUGAAACUAUGGAUAACGAAGAUGAUCAGCCAACUCAACCUCACGCGGGACCAUCUAUGGAACAUGUCGUCCAGAUAGAACACCAGCCGAGCAGAGUGGGCGAGGACGCCCACGUGUCAGGAGAGGCCGUGUUAGAAGAAAGUGGACACACGGAAGGGGACAUGACAGCUAGUCUAUAAAAGGCAGCGCACGCCCGGCGCGCGCCCCAUUCUGCGUUCGACACUCGUAGCGAUCACAUCUCCUAGACGUUGUUUAUGUAUUACUGGCUAUGUAAAUUCUAUUUUGCUUAAUAAUUCUAAUUGCUUAAUUUAUUUCUUUUUGUUAAAAUUCAUUAUUAAAUUAAACUCCAACUAUUCUCCCUCGUUCGUUUUUUUUUAAAU
This is a messenger RNA of Pectinophora gossypiella (pink bollworm), 935 nucleotides long. RefSeq lists its product as uncharacterized. Bases 33 to 734 code for a protein of 233 amino acids. The record is from RefSeq and is a predicted model, not a curated record. The transcript has 2 exons. Lineage: Eukaryota; Metazoa; Arthropoda; Insecta; Lepidoptera; Gelechiidae.